Symbiodinium necroappetens is the source of this 423-nucleotide messenger RNA. The record is from the annotation of a GenBank genome assembly. Lineage: Eukaryota; Dinophyceae; Suessiales; Symbiodiniaceae.
AUGCCAAUGGCCACGGCGAUGAAGUUGCGAUCAAGCUUACUGGAUCCUGCUCCUGGUGAUUGGAGCGAAGGAGGUGAUGUGGCAGACUGCCCAGGACUGCUGACAAAGUCCUUGCUCCCCGUACCAACAGGUCUCAGCGCGGCUGAGCUCUGUUGUUUUUGCUUCCAGGUGCUACGUGCGCACUUGGAGAGCUUGCCUCUUCCUAGCUUUCCACCUCUUGCGGAUCCCGGGUUCAAGGCUCCAUUGUUCGUAACGUGGCUGAAGCAACGCAAUAAUGCCAGGACGGGCUUGCAUGACUCCGAGCUGGAGCUGCGCGGUUGCAUCGGAUGCCUAGAGCCAAUCCACUUCCACAGCGGCCUCUCUGAGUAUGCCAUACGAAGUUCCAUGAAGGACCGACGGUUCCCGCCUGUCAAGCUAGACGAG